CAUCUGUCAUGGCCGACUUUUCAGAUAAAAAUGUCAACACGUACUGAUUCGACUGAUAAUUGAAUGCACUAGUGUCGUUUACUUCAUUUUCUUGUAAUACAUUUAGUAAGUUUCACCCAUGUUUCACCUGGAUUAAACAGUGAAGCUGUGUGUGAAGAUGCCAUAUGGUUAUUGAUAUUAUUUAGAUGUAAAAAACACUUGUAAAUUUAGAUCCAAACAAAACACCGGAGAAUGAGUUGGUGGAAGGCAAGCGGGUGGACUGACCUGGCGUCUCAGGCCAUAAAAAAUGCCCAACAGAAAAUCGAUAAAGUACUUGAUAUUGAUGAAGGGGGACAGCCUGCUAAACCGAAAGUUGAAAGUCCAAGCACAUCAACACCAAAAUCUGAGGAACCAAGCUCUGAAUUCUGGAAUUCAUGGUUACCAGCAGCUAGUGAUGCAACAGAUAAACAGAAAGCAGGUGUAGCCCCCAGUCCAAAGUCUGGAGAUCUUCAACCAAUUUCGAAGGAUGAGUCAUCCAAAAUAAAAACCAAGAAAUCAGCCAGUGAGAGAGAUAAACAGCUUCCACUGAGUAGAAAAUCAUCAGAUGAACGUAUCAAACCCCAAUCUAAAUCAUCCUCGCCUAGAACAAAUAUACAGAAAGUGACUACCCCUCCUAAGAAGGAGGAUUCUUCAUUUGGGGGGUGGGGAUUUAGUUGGGGUGGUGUUGAGGAUGAUGGAAACAGCAGCAUUAGUUCUUGGGGGUCCGUUAGUUCUAAAGGGAAUGGUAAAGAGGAUACCAAUACAGCAACAGAAGCUGUUAGUGUACUGCAAAGGGAAAAAGAGUUGGUAAUGAAAAGUGAAAAAGACUUGGCAAUGAAGAGUGAAAUAGACUUGGCUCAUACUUGUGACAAAGGCUUAGGACAAAAGAGCAAAAAUGAAUCAGCCCAGAAAAGUGAUAAAGAAUUAAUGAAGAAAAGUGAAAUAGAAUCAGAGCUAAGUAGUGCAAAGGAACCUGUACAGAAAAAUGAUUGUGAAUUGUUUCCUUUAACUGAUCCGGAAUCGGAGCAAAAAUUUGAAAAAGAUGUAGUGCAGGACGAAUCAGUAAACAAACCAACUGUAGUUUUUAAUAAAUUUGAUGAUAACCUAGCUUCUGAAAACACUUUAACCGUUUCUGAUGAUCAAGAUUUAUCUGUUACAGACAAAGAAAUAAACAGAACUGAUAUUUCAGAUAGCUUGUUUACUGACAUAAAAGUGGAAGAGUCUGAUGUUUCUGAAUCGAAAGAUUUGUCUGAAGACUCCAAUAUAGAAUCGGUGACUGAACAGUCAAUGACAAUAGUUGAUUCAGACAAAACUAUUGAAAUAAGCGCCGAAUCUGAAAUGAACCAAUUAGAAAAAUCUUACUGUAGCUCAACCAACAGUAUAGAAGUUUGUUCUGCCACAGAAUCAAACUCAUAUAAUUCCUCACCCAUUGAUCACCUUCUCAAAGAAGACAAUCCUUUAACUGAACCUUCUUCUACAUCUGAUAUGGAUUCUGUAGUGGAAACUACAGAUCCUCUCUCAGCAUCUGAUACCACAAUAUUAACUUUAUCAGGAACUGAUUAUCAGCAGACAUCACUCAUUGAAGAAGAUGAUUCCCCACUGUUGCAGGAACAUAUUCCCAUUGAUCCUUCAGAUGGCAUUCAUCAAGAAGUGCCUGUCGAUGCAGGUACAGAAAAACUCUCAAAAAAUGAUAGCAUUACUGAUAUACAUUGUGAUAUAAAUACGAGUGACAGUGUUCUUGAUGACACUGAACAAAAUGUAAAUAUGGAUGUGCAAAACUGUGAAUCAUUGUGUGAUAGUAGUAAGUUGGAUAGUAGUGUGGAGACAGGUACCUCCGGAGAUACCAUAGUUGAUCCACAAGAUAUUGGUGAAACCAGUGAGGGGGUAAAUAAUCAGGGCAUGUUAGAACAAAGUUAUGAAAGUCUUGGAGGUUCUUUUGUUAAGUGCAUGAUUGAAGAAGCAAUGGAGGACACAUCUAGACCAGAUGAUUCUGGUAGUGACGGACAUUCCAAUGGUGAAAAAUCUGAAAGUUCAAAAUUUGAAUCUGAAAAUGAUAAAAGUGGUCAUGAAAGCAGUGAUGAAAUAGAAACAACAACUUCCUCAGACAUUGAAAUUAUAUCAGCUCCAACACCUAAUGGUGAAUAUAAACUCUUUGAUUUAUCUCCCCUUCGAAUAGCCUUACAAAAAACAGUCCAACGCGGAAGUACAUCCCAUAGACGAUCUGAUAGUCAGUCUAGUUCUAGUACAUAUAGUAAAGCUGGGGAAAGUGAUCAGAUGAGUCCAGGGAGAGAUAGCUUAGAAAGACAAGAUAUUGACUCAGGUGAUGAUUAUGAUACAGAACAUCAUAGAAGACCAUCACAAGAUGAACUCAGACACAGGGCACCAGAAUUAUCAGUAGUAUCAGAAGAGAGUGGUAGUAAUCCAUAUCAAACUGAAAAGUUAUUAAAGACUGCUCAAAAACAAGAUCAGCAGUUAAUUAAGAAGUUGGCAGAAAUGGCUGAAGUUCUUCAAGCAAGAGAAAAUAAAUUGGUCCACCUCAGUAAAGAAAAUAAUGAUUUAUUAGAAACUAACAGUAUUUUAAGAAAUCAGUUACAGCAAUCAGAAGAGGCUCAUGAAGCUAAGAUGGUAGAUGUAGAUACAUUAACGGAAGAAUUUAAACGGCGUAUAACGGAAGGAGAGAAAAAAUUAACAAGUGUAAUAAAGGAAAGAGAUAAUAUAAAGAAACAGCUCAGUACAGUACAAGAUGAAUUAAACAAAAAAAUUUCUGAUCGAAGUCAUCUCAAGUUAAUAGAAGAAAAAGAUGAACAGAUAAAUGAGUUGUUAUUAGAAGGAGAAAAACUGUCGAAACAACAACUACAGAGUAACAAUAUCAUCAAGAAAUUACGUUCUAAAGAAAAAGAAAAUGACAUUUUGAUCACAUCUCAAAAGUCUAAAAUAGACGAUAUGACCAAAGAAUUAGAUCAUCUAAGGAAAGUCUGUGAUGUUAAAGAUGACUUGGAGAAAAAACAAACAGAUGCUAUAAAUCAGUUAAAUGCUGCUGUACAGAAACAAGAAAAAGAAUUACUCAAAUACAGGGGGGAAGAGGAUGAUGUCCAAGAUAAAAUACGUAGUUUACAAACAGCUCUUGAUAAUUCUUAUAAAGAGAUAGCAGAACUUCAUAAAGCCAAUGCAGCACAAGAUAGUAAGGCCAGUGAAAUAGCUUUAAGUUUAGAGAUGCAGGUACGCGAGGAAGCCAAACAAACUAUGAAUAAAGAAUUUCUAAAAGCUAGACAAGAGAAAGAAGGUCUCAUAAUGCAGAUUGAAGAUUUAAGAAUUAGUAUGUCAAGAUUAGAAAAAGAACAUAGUAGAAAGGAAGACAUGUUGAGACAAGAAAUAGCAGAUUUACAAUUUCAAAUGCAAGCUGAUGAAGAAAGAAAUCAAGAAUUAUCACAGAAUGUUUCCUCUACCACAAGACCUUUAUUACGACAGAUAGAAAACCUUCAAGCAUCUUAUAAAUCACAAGCUGCAUCAUUUGAAAAAGUAGAAAAAAAUUUAACAGAUAGAUUAACUGAUACUCAGAAUCAGUUAGCUAUUGCUGUAGAAAAAGAAAGAACAGCUACUGAAAAACUGAUAGAUAUAACAAGUAAAAUAACAUCCCUAGAAACACAAAAUUCACGAUUAAAACAAGAAAAAUCACACUUAACUGUUCAAAGUGGAAUGGAUAAAGCAAAAAUAGAGUUGUUAGAGGAAGCCAAACAAAAUGAAACAGCUCAUAUAGAAGCCAUUAAAAAUCAGGCGGCUAAAGAAAUAACUGAAUUAAAGAGAGACAAGGUGUUUUUAGAAAGUCAAAUAGAAAUGGAGAAAAACAAAUUGGAAUCUGAAAAAAGAAAAUUAGCUUUAGCAGAAGAACAGAUAAAAAUUCUAGAAAGAGAAAGACCUAAAUCUCGUGGAACACCAUCACCUAUAUCUGUAUCUAGACAAGAGAGUAUCGCCAGUUUUACAGACCAACCUCCAUCUUUCUUAUCUUUACCUCAGGAAGAUCUAUUAGAAAGAAGUCUAAUAUUAUCACCACCUAACAACAGUAAUAAAAUAUCUCUAUAUGAACAAUUACGACAUUCGGGUGCUACAGCUUUAAUAGAAGGUUUACAAUCACAAUUAAAACUUAGAGAAGGUGAAAUAGUUCAAUUACAGAGUGAAAUAACACAGUUAGAAAGAACCAGAGAAUCUAUGGCUAAAGAACUCGUAAAUCUGACCAAUCAUAAUGAAGAAUUACAAGACCAAUUAAAAGAAUAUCCAGAAUUACUUACAAACUUUAAGGAAUUAGAUGGUAGAUAUAAUGCUAUAUUACAAAUGUAUGGUGAGAAAGUAGAAGAAACAGAAGAGUUACGGCUAGAUUUAGAAGAUGUUAAAGAAAUGUAUAAACAACAGAUAAAUCAUCUUCUUACUAAAUGAGAUAUCGUCCAACAUAUUUCAUAAACUUAGAAAAUAGUUCGUUCUCAUAUAGACUCGGAGAAAUAGUUUUACUAUGUGGGCUGCAAGAGAAUGUUAGAGGAUUCCACCAAAUAUCAAGAAAUAGAUCUAUACAAUUAUCCAGUAUGAAUAAAUGUGUAUUAAUCAUGUUUAUAAUGAGUAACCAGUUGAAUCAAAUUUUGUGUUACCUAUGUGAUAUGAAUAUAUCGUUACUGACUAUUAUAUAUUUAUAUGAAGCUGAAUACUGUUAAAAUUAUUGUGGAUAAAAAUACGCAAAACAGAUGAUAGUGGGAAAAAUUGGCACAGAAUAUUCUUGGGUGUUUUUUCUUAAAUGUUGUUUCAGAUUUUUAAAAGUUGAACCAUAUCAGAUCUUUUUUUUUUUUCAAAGGAAAUCACAUAUUUUUAUAGACCUAUGAGACCAUUGAUAUAAAAAAUCAUAAAUUCAUAAUAUUGAAAGAUAUUUCAUGGCAUAGUCUAAUGGCUCUCCAUUGAGCAUAGCAUGUUCUUUUUUAUUUCAUAACUUAUACACAUUUACAUAGCACCAUCAAUCCAUUGAGGAAAGAAAUCAUAAAUUCAUUGUAUGGAAAGAUAUUUCAAGACACAGUCUAAUGCUUCUCCAUCAAGUUAUUCUAAUUAUUGUUUGCAUAUAAUGCAUAGUAUCAUUAACACGUCAUUCCUUAUAAACUCAUAAUCUUGAUUUAAGCUGUCUGUUUGAGAUUCAAUAUAUUACUUUAAAGAGGUGUUAUAGGGAUAUUGGGCCAUGUAAAAUAAUUUUGUAAUAUGUCAUAAGGGCUGAAAAGUGCUGUUUAAAUAUAAUUUAGAUGAUAAACAAUGUAGGUCAGAUAUGGACAGAAAUCACAAAGUAUAUAACAUCAAUAUGAACAAGUUGCAGAUAAUUUGAGUUGAAGUAUGGGUCAGCUUAUAUUCUUAGUAAAAAGCAACAUAAAUCUCUGUUGCUCUUCUUUAAAACUUUUAGAUCCAAAUUCUUAUGUUUUGGAAUUUUAAACAAAACAUUGUUCAUAGGACUCAAGUAGCUAUCUCAAGACCUUAAAGAACUAUGAAGAGAAAUGCUUAGAAAUGUUUGGCCACAAGAUAAAAUAUUCAAUUCAAAAUUAUAUCAGUUAUUUCCUUUUGACAUGAUAAUUACUUAGACCCAGUACAAAAACUGUAUUAAAGUUAUUGUAUAUUAGGCUACAAUCUAUUAAACUAGGAUAUAUAUACAUACAUAACAGUAGCCCUAAUAAGCUAUGUUGGUAUAGUUAAACUAAUUUAUGUAAAUGUAUAGUGGGUGCAUAUUUAUUAAUAAUGAAUAUAUAAUUUAUAAAUGUAAAUAGUGGUGUAUAUUUUUGUUACGAUCUAUAAAUGAUCAUUGUUAAAUGUGUGCAUAGAAAAUUAUUGUGUGUUGCAUCAGUGGAAAAUGUUAAAUACAUUUUUGACACAUUGGGUAUUGAAUUUCAUUACAUCUGGUGAAAUCAUUGUCAGGAACAUCUUUUUUAAUUCACAAGACUUAAUUCACAUUUUAUCAUGCCUAAACCAAACCUACAAUACUUGUAGUUUGAAUUCUCAAAAAGUUAAACCAGCAAUUUUGUUUCUGUUUAAGAGUUUAGGCAUAUUUUAAUAACCCCAGAAAUCAAUUGACAUUGAAAAAAGUAAAUGAGUGCAUUGCAAGUAGCUGGAUGCUAUAUUGUAUUUCAUUAAUUAUUGAUAAAUCUAUAUUAUUAUUGUUACUGGUAUACAUGGGGUUAAAGUUUAACAGUUAAACAAUGUUGAGAUAAUGUACUCUGUCAAGAAGAAAUUAAAGAUGCAUUAUGUAAGAGCCAGAUCUUUCGUUUGGCUGCAAAUGUAUAAAUCAUUAAUUAGGCAUUUAUUCCCAUGCCAAGCUCAUAAUCAAUUCUCUAGAUCAUCGGUUGGUUUAGAUUUUCAACGGAUUUAAAUACAAUUGCCAGUUAAUAAUUUAAUGGAUAAUCGAGACUUUCUUUAUUAUUGUAGCAAUGACAAUUGAGACUACACGACCAUAACUCCGCUCAGAAUGAAGUAAUUUGACUGAAAUUUUCAACAUAUUAACUUUCACUUAGACAAGAACCUGUUCUUUUCCUGUCAUUAAAAGCUAAUUUGCAAAUAUAUUUACUGUAUCAUAUAACAAAAGAUAAUUAUUAAACAUGCAUUAUGCAAGAGAAAAAUCUGCUUAUUAUAAGUCUUUCUUUAGGCCUGAAAUGUUAUCUAAAUUAUCAAUUAGACAUUAAUUAACUUAUCCAGACCAUAAUAAACUCUCGAUGUCAAGGCUAGCCUUCGAUGUUGGCUGGAUUAGAUUCCUAUAUGCCGCUAACGGCCAUUGAUAAUUAAAUCAAAAAAAGUGGAUAAUCGAGACUAUGCUGUUUAUAUUAAUGAUUUUAGUAAUGAUGACCGAGACUAUGCAAAAAUUUCACCUGCUUCAUUCUCGGCUCAUAGUGGAUCAAUUUGACUGAAAUUUUCAGCAAAUUACCUUUACACUAUCUAGUUUUUAACUAUUAUAGCGAGAACUACCAUCUCUUUAUCUUAUCUCCCAUAAUGUAUCUUUAAUCAAUUAUAAAAUACAAUUUUACUUUUUGUGGAGUAAAUAGAUUCAUACGUAUUUGCAUAACUGGAAAUUGUAUGUCAGCGAAUAGAAAUUGUAUAUCAAUUUUAAUAGUUUGUCUUUCAAGCCUCUGUGAUGCAAAAUUAAUAGUAUACAUAACUGACAAUGUCAUUUUAAAAGAAUUGUUUAUUGUAUAUAUGUGGUUAUGAACAGAAUAUAUAAAAAUUACAAUUGAUUAA
This is a messenger RNA of Patella vulgata (common limpet), 7260 nucleotides long. RefSeq names its product TATA element modulatory factor. The transcript has 25 exons. Gene Ontology annotation, cellular component: endoplasmic reticulum; Golgi apparatus. NCBI's taxonomy places the organism in Eukaryota, Metazoa, Mollusca, Gastropoda, Patellidae. The record is from RefSeq and is a predicted model, not a curated record. Bases 232 to 4449 code for a protein of 1405 amino acids.